Colletotrichum siamense is the source of this 504-nucleotide messenger RNA. It is a transcript of the gene RPS12, whose product is annotated as 40S ribosomal protein S12. The transcript has 3 exons. Gene Ontology annotation, molecular function: structural constituent of ribosome. Lineage: Eukaryota; Fungi; Ascomycota; Sordariomycetes; Glomerellales; Glomerellaceae. The record is from RefSeq and is a predicted model, not a curated record. Gene Ontology annotation, cellular component: ribosome; cytosolic small ribosomal subunit. Bases 1 to 504 code for a protein of 167 amino acids. Gene Ontology annotation, biological process: translation.
AUGGUGAGUCUCCGCCGACUACCCCCCGCACGAAUCCCCCUCGCCGCGCCUUUUCGCAUUUCGGACGUAGAAGAGAACAACGCCCCCGAGGUGGCCGAGGAGGUCGAGGUUUCCGCCGAUGCUGGCUCCAAGGGCCAGAUGUCCGUUCUGGACGCCCUCAAGGGUGUUCUGAAGCUGGCCCUCAUGCACGACGGUCUUGCCCGCGGUCUCCGUGAGGCUUCCAAGGCCCUCGACCGCCGCCAGGCCCACAUGUGCGUCCUCAACGAGGCUUGCGAGGAGGAGGCCUACAAGAAGCUCGUCAUUGCUCUCUGCUCCGAGCACAAGAUCCCCCUGAUCAAGGUUCCCGACGGCAAGCAGCUCGGCGAGUGGGCUGGUCUUUGCGUGUUGGACCGUGAGGGUAACGCCCGCAAGGUCGUCAACUGCUCUUGCGUCGUCGUCAAGGACUGGGGUGAAGAGUCCCAGGAGCGCUCCAUCCUCCUCAACUACUUCCAGACCGAGCAGUAA